Messenger RNA from Geodia barretti, 894 nucleotides. The record is from the annotation of a GenBank genome assembly. NCBI's taxonomy places the organism in Eukaryota, Metazoa, Porifera, Demospongiae, Tetractinellida, Geodiidae.
AUGCGUAUUGGUGAAUUUGACAUCGUCGAACCAGUGCCGGAGUUGCACGAGCCGCACCUGCUGGCCGUGCUCCGCCCUUGGAUCGACGUGGGAAACGUGGGCAGUUUGUCCCUCGGCAGGAUCGAGCGCCAUCUGCGUAGCCAGGAGCUCGGGCGCCUCUAUCGCCCGGGGCGCUACUACGAUUUCACGCGCUAUCGCCCGCGCUCCUACCUCGUCAACGGCCGCCGCGAGGUCACCGUCCCGAACACGAUCAUCCGUUACGCCAACCCCGAAGACGGGCCCCAUCUCCUGACCGCGCACCUGUUGGAGCCCCACCUCUACGGCGAGGACUACUCCGACGCUCUACUGGAGAUCAUCAAUCACUUUGGCGUGAAGCAGUACGCCCUCAUCGGCGGCAUGUACGAUAUGGUCCCGCACACCCGUCCGCUCGUGGUUUCAGGCUUGGGCACCGGUGACAACGUGGAACGCGACUACCGCAUUGCCAACGCGCGCGCCAGCAGCUACGAGGGACCAACCACCAUCACCUACACCGUCAGCCAGACCGCGGCUCAAAACGGAGUCGAGACGCGCGCGUUCGUCGUCCAUUUGCCUCAGUACCUCACCCUGGACGACGAUCACCAGGGCGCGGCCCGCAUGAUGGACCUGCUCUGCCGCCUGUACAACCUCCCCGAUUACAUCGCCCAGACCGAGCGCGGCCAGAAGCAGUACGACGAGCUCACUCCCAACGACGGCCAGAUCCCCACCGGAGACACCCUCGCUCGCAUUGAAGAGAUGUACGACAGUGAAUACGGCGACGACGAGCCGACUGAGCCAACCACGCCGCUCCCGUCCAGCAUCGAAGAAUUCCUCCAGGGCCUGGGCGCGGAUCUCGGCGAGGACGAGGAAUCGCGCUAG